Molecule: messenger RNA, 1032 nt
Organism: Anisakis simplex (herring worm)
Lineage: Eukaryota; Metazoa; Nematoda; Chromadorea; Rhabditida; Anisakidae
Source: the annotation of a GenBank genome assembly
AUGUCCACACGUCAAAUUGCUUAUGUUGGUGGAGCCGUCGUGAUCGGUGCCACGGGACUGUACUAUGCGAUUAGAUGGCUACAGAGAGCCGUCAAAGACAUAAGAUAUCCUUUCGUACCGAUUGGAACUGUUGCUGAGCUUUACAUAUACCCGGUUAAGUCAUGCCGUGGACAGCAGGUUGAAGCACUGGAGGUCACCAAAUUGGGUGGUAGAAAUGGUGAUUUGAGAGACCGUCAUUUUUGUGUUUAUGUCAAAUCGACUCUAGUUAAUUUAGAUGCUAAACAGUGUGCCUCUUUGGUGGUCGUCGAGCCGAACGUUCAAAAUGGAAUUUUAACGCUAUCAGCGCCGGGCCAUAAACCUGUUUCUGUUGAUAUCGAAGAAGUUAUUGAAAGACAUAAUGUCGUUACUGUUAGAUUGUUCGGUAACGUGCGACAAGCGGGUCUCGACUGUGGAGCUGAAGUCGGUAAGUGGAUUGCAAAUGUUUUGGGGAAGGAGGACGAAUUCGGUUUGCUUUGCUAUGUUGAUGGUCUCUACAGUGAGCGAUGGUCACGUCGUAAAUAUGGAUGGCUUUUCAGUUGGAUACCCAGAAACGAGAAGAUCGCCUAUCCUUAUGUCGCACCGUUCUUGGGCUUGAAUAGCGCAUCGAUUUCGGACAUAAGAUCACGUUGUGGCAACAAUAAGCCGUUUAAUGCCCGAUACUUCCGAGGCAAUAUAGUGAUUGAUGGAUGCUCAGCAUUUGAUGAGGAUUGGUGGAUGGAGCUCAAAAUCGGUGACGCCGUAUUCGACUGUUAUGAACCAUGUCCGAGAUGUCAUGUGAUAACAAUCAAUCCAGCAAACGGCGUGCAAGAUCCAGAUGGGCAACCGUUGCGCGAGCUUCGACGAUAUCGACUAGCUCCAGAAGGAAAACUCCGAAAGCUCUUCCAGCAAAAACCGUUUUUCGGCGUCUUCAUGGGAGUCAACGAAUGCGGCACCAUACACGUUGGCGACAAGGUUUUGGCACGAUACAACCGCAAACCAUAUCAAAUAAGUUGA